Molecule: messenger RNA, 868 nt
Organism: Chironomus riparius
Lineage: Eukaryota; Metazoa; Arthropoda; Insecta; Diptera; Chironomidae
Source: the annotation of a GenBank genome assembly
CAAAUGGACAAUAACAAAUAAACAAAAAAUCAUCAAAAUAUUUUCUCGACUAAAGGUCAAUCUGUGGUUCAAGUGAAAGUUAAUCAAAUGGAGACGAUAAUUAAGCUGAAUAGUCAAGUUGCAGGGAAGGACAAGGUCGCUAGACUUUUGCAAUAUUCAUGUCGAACAAUAUGGGACUCAUUAAAUUCAAAGGACGAUGCUCAACUGGCACUAAUAAGUCAACUGAAAAAUUUGGAAUACAUUCUGUCCUCUUUUAGAAAACUUCUCAGAUUUGGCAAAAGUUUUGAAGUAUUUUAUGGAACACUGAAAUCUAUCCAUUAUUCAGAUGCGUGGUUGGCAUUCACCAUAACGGUAACGAAAAUUUGCCAGGCAACAUUCCUACUUACCGAUCAUAUAAUCUGGUUGUCAAGGAGUGGAUUAUUUAAAAACAUUGAUACCACGAAAUGGAGCCUACGAUCAAAUCGAUACUGGCUUGUAUCACUCGUCAUGAGUUUGGUGCGAGAUAUUUAUGAAAUUAAUCGAGUUAUUGCCAGCUUUACAUCAUACAAGAGCCUCACAUCUUGUAUAACAUCAUCAAUCAUAUCGAUUCGAUGUGCAAAGGAUGUUACGGUUUGUGCAUCAUCAGUUGCUGAGUUUCUUGUUACGUACAAACACCUGACAAUUGAUACAAUUAAAAAUAUCUGUGAUUUAUUCAUUCCACUAAAUGGUUUAGGCUAUAUUAAGAUGCAACCACGUAUAAUUGGAUUGCUUGGUGUUAUUUCGUCGCUGAUGGGAUUGAUUGUUAUUUUAGAUCCUAGUUGUAAGCUUCUUCCUCAAUAAAUGGGGAUUAUUUUUGAAUUGGUGCAUUUUUGUAGGGAUUAUUGGUGCA